AUGUGCCGACGUGCACGGUCAGGCAGAGAGAGGGCACUUGGGCUGCUUCAUCGAGAUACCUUACUCUGUGUCAAUAAUCUCGGGGUGGCACUGUCUAAUCAGGGAAAGUACUAUGAGGCGGAGGAGAUCAUGUAUCGACAUGCCUUGGAGGCUGUGGAGAAGGCUCUGGGGCCCGAUCAUCCCGUUACCCUCGAUACCAUGAAUAUGCUAGGCGAAACGCUUCUGGAUCUGAGAAUGUAUGAUCAAGCAGAAGCCGUUUGUCGACGCGCAUUGGCGGGUAGAGAGAAAGUUCUCGGAGCAGACCAUGGAUCUACCCUGACAAGUGCCGAUAACCUCGGUCGGGCUCUACAUAAUCAGAGAAAGUGCGGCGAAGCGGAGAUGAUGUUCCGAUAUGCACAAGUAGGCAGAGAAAAGGCACUUGGGCCGUAUGAUGUGGACACCAUACUGAGCCUCCAUGGUCUAGCUGUGGCGCUGCUUGAUCAGAAGAAGUUUGAAGAAGCGGUGAUUACAUAUCAGCAUGCGUUGGGGAGUAUGGAGAGGGCACUGGGGCCCAAUCAUCCAUUCACACUCGAGAGCAUAAAUAUGCUAGGGGAAAUGCUGCUUGACCUAAAAAGGUAUGAGGAAGCGGAAGUUAUGUGUCGACGUGCGCUGGCAGGCAGAGAGAGGGCGCUUGGACUAGCUCACCGAGAUACCUUACUCAGUGUCAAUAAUCUUGGAGUGGCACUAUGUAACCAGAGGAAGCACGACGAAGCAGAGGCUAUGUAUCGUCGUGCAUUUGUGGGUGCUGAGGAGACGCUUGGACUAGAUCACCGAGAUACGCUGCUCUGUAUAUAUAACCUAGCUGGGGCAUUGUACAAACAGGGGAAGUAUUAUGAAGCGGAGAUGAUGUAUUGGCGGGUGCUGGCUGGGCGGGAGAGAGUCCUUGGGCCAGGCCAUCCGUAUACCCUCCGGUGCAUCGUCAAGCUAGUCGCCGUUCUGUAUGAUCAGGGAAAAUUCAGCGGAGCAGAGACCAUGUAUCGGCGUGCUGUUACGGAGGGGGAACAAGCUCUAGGGCCACGCUAUCGGACGGCCCUCAAAAAUGCUAACUGUCUCGCGAUGUUUCUCCGGGCCCGGGGAUCGAGUUCCACGGGCGAAUCGUCAUUACCGAGAUGA
Messenger RNA from Tuber melanosporum (Perigord truffle), 1152 nucleotides. RefSeq lists its product as uncharacterized. The transcript is spliced from 2 exons. The record is from RefSeq and is a predicted model, not a curated record. NCBI's taxonomy places the organism in Eukaryota, Fungi, Ascomycota, Pezizomycetes, Pezizales, Tuberaceae. The coding region runs from base 1 to 1152 and encodes 383 amino acids. Gene Ontology annotation, molecular function: protein binding.